Messenger RNA from Phialemonium atrogriseum, 2431 nucleotides. Its product is annotated as acyltransferase ChoActase/COT/CPT. Gene Ontology annotation, cellular component: mitochondrion; peroxisome. The transcript is spliced from 4 exons. Gene Ontology annotation, molecular function: carnitine O-acetyltransferase activity. The record is from RefSeq and is a predicted model, not a curated record. Bases 164 to 2089 code for a protein of 641 amino acids. Gene Ontology annotation, biological process: carnitine metabolic process. Lineage: Eukaryota; Fungi; Ascomycota; Sordariomycetes; Cephalothecales; Cephalothecaceae.
AAUCGGUCCAGUAACCCGCUGCCGAAGCUAAUGUGACUGGAGCUGUCUAGAAAAUAACCUAGGUUCGCCAGACCCAGCCUAGUUUGCGCGCCGUUGCUGCCCAUAUCUCUCUCUCUGCCUCGCUACCUGUGAUUCUGUCCAGCACACGGAAAGGACGUUGGGGAUGUUGGCAUCGAUCGUCAGAACUGAGGCUCGGUCUGCCGUUCUCAGAAGUAGUAUUAGACAGUUUAGAGCACCUCUCAAACUCACAGCUAUGGCGCCCGCAAGCAGACGGAGCAAUAGCUCCUCCCUCCCUGCCGGUUAUGUCGAGGACAAGUCCAAAGGCCCGAUGCUCCGGUUCCAGGACUCGCUGCCACAGCUGCCUGUCCCUACCCUCGAAGAGACGGCAGCACGCUACCUGAAGACCCUCAAGCCCCUCCUCUCCCCGGCAGAGCUCGCCACGAGCAAGAAGGCUGUGGAGGAGUUCAUCGCCCCCGGUGGACCCGGCCGCAAGCUACAGGAGAAGCUGAUUGCGCGGAGGGAGGACCCGAACUGCAGGAACUGGCUGUACGAGUGGUGGAACGACGCAGCGUACCUGUCGUAUAGAGACCCCGUGGUCCCGUACGUCAGCUACUUUUAUUCGCAUCGCGACGACCGGAGGCGGCGCGACCCCGCGAAGCGCGCGGCCGCCAUCACGACCUCUGUGCUCGAGUUCAAGAAGCAGGUCGACGCCGGCACCCUGGAGCCCGAGUACAUGAAGAAGCUGCCCAUCUGCAUGGACAGCUACAAGUGGAUGUUCAACGCCAGCCGCGUGGCGGCCAAGCCGGCGGACUUCCCGGUCAAGUUCAACCCGAGCGAGCACAAGCACAUCGUGGUCGUGCGCAAGAACCAGUUCUUCAAGGUCGCGCACGAGGUCGACGGCAAGCAGCUCAACACGUCCGAGCUCGAGGCCCAGUUCAGGCGCGUGUACGAGCUGGCGCAUCGGGCGCCCGCCGUCGGCGCCCUGACCACGGAGAAUCGCGACGUCUGGGCCGACGCGCGGGAGAUCCUCUUGGGCGCGGGCCCCGGCAACGCCAAGGCGCUGGAGGCGAUCGAGUCGGCGGCGUUCCUCGUCUGCCUCGACGACGCCUCGCCCGUGACGCUGGAGGAGCGCUCCCACCAGUACUGGCACGGGGACGGCCAGAACCGCUGGUUCGACAAGCCCCUGCAGUUCAUCGUCAACAACAACGGCACGUCGGGCUUCAUGGGCGAGCACAGCAUGAUGGACGGCACGCCGACCCACCGGCUGAACGACUACGUCAACGACGUCAUCUUCAACAACAAGCUCGACUUCUCCGACCCGACGGUGCGCUCCAACCUGCCGGAGCCGCAGGCGAUCAACUUCACCAUCACCAAGGAGGUGCAGGCCGAGAUCGACCGGGCGGUCAAGGACUUUGACAACGUCAUCGGCCAGCACGAGCUGGCGGUGCAGGCGUACCAGGGCUACGGCAAGGGCCUGAUCAAGAAGUUCCGCUGCUCGCCCGACGCCUACGUGCAGAUGGUCAUCCAGCUGGCCUACCACAAGAUGUACGGCAAGAACCGGCCGACGUACGAGAGCGCCGCGACCCGGCGCUUCCAGCUGGGCCGCACCGAGACGUGCCGCUCCGUCAGCGAGGCGAGCGUCGCCUUCUGCAGCGCCAUGGCCGACCCGGCGGCUGACGACCAGUCCCGCGCGGCCCUCUUCCGCAAGGCCGUCGACAGCCACAUCGAGUACAUCACGGCCGCGUCGGACGGCAAGGGCGUCGACCGCCACCUCUUCGGGCUCAAGAGGCUCCUGGCCGCCGGCGAGGACGUGCCCGCCAUCUACACCGACCCGGCCUUUGGCUACUCCAGCUCCUGGUUCCUGUCCACCUCCCAGCUCAGCUCCGAGUUCUUCAACGGCUACGGCUGGAGCCAGGUUAUCGACGCCGGCUUCGGCAUCGCGUACAUGAUCAACGAGAAUAGCAUCAACUUCAACAUCGUCUCCAAGGGCCUGGGAAGCAACAGGAUGAGCUACUACCUCAACGAGGCGGCCGGCGACAUCCGUGACCUCCUCGUGCCCACUCUCGAGCCGCCGAAGGCGAAGCUGUAAAAUGUUAGUUUUUGGCUUUUGGGCUAUCUUGGUUUUCGCAGGAAUAGAGACUAGGGUAAUUUCUUGGGCCUUGUUUGGACAUCAAGGGGAUUUGUCAUUUUCUGUUCCUCUUUUUUUUUUAGAGAAAAGCUCGCAUUUCUUGAAUCAUGAAGGCGCAUCGGGAAGACAUUAUGUGCAAGCGUGAUUUGGUAUCUGAUCUGAAAUUUGACUAUUUGCAGUCCUCCAACGAGGCUUGGAAGCAACGGCUAUAAAUGUUCUUUACACAAACCCGCACUACUGCACUGCUGCAGUCUCCAAGUACUCUCCCUGCUCGCCUUACUCAUACAACCGAUGGAAAAAAAG